AAAAAAAAAAUUCCGAACACCACGAAGAGAGAGAGAGAGAGAGAGAGAGAGAGAGAGAGCGCAAAAAAGAUAGUAAACUCGAGGAAUAAAAAGAGGGGGAAGGGGGAGGAGCUACAGUUUCCUCUGAACUCUCUUCUCCCGAAUCGCCCCAAUCGUUCUCCGUCUCCCUCCUCGAUCCCCUCCACGGCAUUCCUCUUCGGAUCCCUAUCCCAACGGUGGUCGCAUCGUGGCGAAUAGUGGGGAUUUGGGGCUCCUACGGAGGCUUCCCUUCUCAUUGAGCUCCAUUUUGAGGGGGUGGAGGUGGAGCUAGGGUUAGGGUUCUUGCGAUGCGCUCGCGCGUUGCAGUUCGCGUGGAUCUGGUUGAGUAGAGGCGUGGGAUUGAGCUUGAGCAAAUGGUGGUCAUGGCGCCGUGGGCUGUGUGGUUUAUGCUGGUGAUCCACCCUUUCCUUAGGGUUUGGGCCAACAUGGAAGGUGAUGCAUUACACACUUUAAGGACCAACUUAAAUGAUCCUAAUAACGUGCUGCAAAGUUGGGAUCCAACGCUGGUCAAUCCAUGCACAUGGUUCCACGUUACAUGUAAUAACGACAACAGUGUUAUCAGAGUUGAUCUUGGUAAUGCACAAUUGUCCGGUACUUUGGUCCCCCAACUUGGUUUACUGAAGAACCUUCAAUAUCUGGAACUUUAUAGUAACAACAUUAGCGGUAUCGUUCCUACCGACCUUGGAAAUCUAACGAAUUUGGUGAGCUUGGACCUAUACCUAAACAAUUUCUCUGGAGAAAUACCUGACACACUGGGGAAGCUAACGAAACUGCGCUUUCUCCGGCUUAACAACAAUAGCUUAUCAGGCCCAAUUCCUCAAUCAUUAACCAACAUCAAUGCACUCCAAGUUUUGGAUUUGUCAAACAACAAUCUAUCAGGAACAGUGCCAUCUACAGGGUCCUUCUCAUUAUUCACACCGAUCAGUUUUGCAAACAACCCUCUUUUAUGUGGUCCUGGAACGACAAGAGCUUGUCCAGGUGGCCCUCCCUUAGCUCCACCCCCUCCAUUUGUUCCUCCAACUCAACCGUCAUCUCAAGGUAGUAGUGCCUCCAGCACUGGAGCAAUUGCUGGAGGAGUUGCUGCAGGUGCUGCUUUGUUGUUUGCUGCCCCUGCUAUUGCAUUUGCCUGGUGGCGCCGUCGUAAGCCCCAAGAGUAUUUCUUUGAUGUACCUGCUGAAGAAGAUCCUGAAGUUCACUUGGGUCAGCUCAAGAGAUUCUCACUUCGGGAACUACAAGUCGCAACCGAUAAUUUCAGCAACAAGAACAUCCUGGGGAGAGGUGGCUUUGGCAAGGUUUACAAGGGCCGUCUUGCUGAUGGGUCUUUAGUGGCCGUAAAGAGGCUAAAGGAAGAGCGAACACCAGGUGGAGAGCUCCAGUUCCAAACGGAGGUUGAGAUGAUUAGCAUGGCCGUGCAUCGGAACCUGCUUCGUCUCCGUGGUUUUUGCAUGACGCCGACUGAACGGCUGCUUGUGUACCCCUACAUGGCCAAUGGGAGUGUUGCUUCUUGCUUAAGAGAGCGACCACCAUCUGAGCCGCCACUCGAUUGGCCAACUCGGCGAUGCAUCGCCCUGGGAGCUGCUAGGGGCCUGUCAUACUUGCACGACCACUGCGACCCAAAGAUCAUCCACCGUGAUGUCAAAGCUGCGAAUAUCUUACUAGAUGAAGAAUUCGAGGCAGUUGUUGGGGACUUUGGCUUGGCUAAGCUUAUGGACUACAAGGAUACCCACGUAACAACCGCCGUUCGUGGGACGAUUGGCCAUAUUGCUCCAGAGUAUUUAUCAACCGGGAAGUCUUCGGAGAAGACUGAUGUCUUUGGGUACGGAAUCAUGCUUUUGGAGUUGAUUACGGGGCAGAGGGCGUUCGAUCUCGCUAGGCUUGCCAACGAUGACGAUGUUAUGUUGCUCGACUGGGUUAAAGGCCUUCUCAAGGAGAAAAAGCUGGAGAUGUUGGUGGACCCCGACCUACAGAAUAACUACAUAGAAUCCGAAGUCGAAUCGCUUAUCCAAGUGGCACUACUAUGCACCCAGGGCUCGCCAAUGGAGCGGCCGAAGAUGUCGGAGGUGGUGAGAAUGCUCGAGGGAGAUGGUCUCGCUGAAAGAUGGGAAGAGUGGCAGAGAGUCGAAGUUGUACGACAAGAAGAUGAGAUCGCCCCUCACACCCGUAAUUCGGAGUGGAUAUUAGACUCUACAGAUAAUCUCCAUGCGGUCGAACUAUCAGGUCCUAGAUAAAACUUUUUUUAAAAAAAUAAAACCGAAAGAGGAAAGGGAAAUUACUAAAUGCUUGUCUAAUUACUUCGGUGUUCGAGUGAAAUGGUAUCAAAUGGGGGUAAUUGUGGGUGCUUUCUUUUUUUUCAUCUUUUUUUCCUUUUUGUUUUGCCUUUCAAGUUACACAUGUUAAAACUCAGUUUCUCGCGGAGAGGUAAGAUUUCGGGCUUCUGCAGAAGCUACUAAAUGUAGACUCUCUGUGUGGAGAGAACAGCGUUGUCAAUUAAGAUAGAAUGUAGUGCUUGUUCAUAAGUUGUAAGAGCUUGUUUAUGCCAAAAUGCUUCCUUUUAUUUGCCUAAGAAAUGUAAGCUAUCUCUUUCUUGUAUCAUUACUUGUGUUGUCUUUUUAUUAAAGAAAAAAACCCUGCACUUUGAGAUU
Messenger RNA from Ananas comosus (pineapple), 2681 nucleotides. Its product is annotated as somatic embryogenesis receptor kinase 2-like. Gene Ontology annotation, molecular function: ATP binding; protein binding; protein kinase activity. The transcript is spliced from 11 exons. Gene Ontology annotation, biological process: protein phosphorylation. The record is from RefSeq and is a predicted model, not a curated record. The coding region runs from base 393 to 2267 and encodes 624 amino acids. NCBI's taxonomy places the organism in Eukaryota, Viridiplantae, Streptophyta, Magnoliopsida, Poales, Bromeliaceae.